AUGGCGGAAUCUUCGACUUCGAGUCUCCUCUCGAAAUCAAGUGAUCUUCUCGCGACUCCAAGCCACGAAAGACUCGAGCUUCUCCUCAAUCAACUCGCUACGCCUGAAGAAACCCUCGAAUUCCAAUCGGCUCUUGCUCUUUACGAUUUCUGCGUUUCAAAGUUCCCAAAUUGCUUAACCCUAAUGCUUCUCAAAAUCUACCAAUCUUCCUCCAACGAAAUCGUCAGAUUCCAAUCGAUCCAUCUCCUUUCUUCGACCCUCGACGUAUACCGAAACCGCGAAACCCAUCUCUCUCUCGACGGACUCAACGAAAUCAAACCCCUUUUGAUUCCAUGCUUGAAGAUGAAGAUGGAAGAAACCCACAUGAAGAUCCUUCGAAAGAUCGUGUCUUUUAUAGCUUAUAACGUUGUUUCGUUGGAUAAUGAUGGUUGGGACGAGCUUGGUGAUUGUAUCCUCUCUUUAGCAGAAACUGAACCUUUAAAGGCCUUUCAUGUGUUCGUCGAAUUGCCUCGAGUUUAUUUGAGAUUCAUUGAUAGGUUUAUGCAGAGAAUUGUUGAGGAAGCAGAGAAAGUUUUGCUUAAUCCUAAGAAUGAAGAUGAUGUUGAGAAUUGGAGUUUGGGCUUAGAGACUCUUGUGAAAAUGAGUGUACAGAUUUUGGAUCAUUCAGAUAAUGAUGUUGAAGAUUGGAGAUUGGGUUUAGUGAAGAUUUUUUUGUCGAUUCUUGUCAAGUCAGUGAAAGAGUUAGUGAAGAAGAAAGGAAUGGAAGAGUUUGUGGUACAAGGGCUUGAGAAUCUUGAGAGGUUCUUGUUCAGAGACAGGGAUUGCUAUGGUUAUAAUAAGGAUCAGUGUGUUUUCGUGUCGACUUUCGUGUAUAAGAUCAAAGAACUCGGUACAAAGAUCAUGGAGGUCGCGAAGAAGAUUCAUCGGUUGGUUACUAGUAGCAACAAUCCACCGGAGAAUCAAGACUUUUUCGAUCGGUUCUGUUUCGAACAGUUGAACACAUUGUCGUUGCUUGAAAUCGGAAGAAUCUUUGCGUAUGCUGAAGAGAGGUCUAAGGAUAUGGCAAUCAGAAGGCUAAACCUCUUACUGUCUGAUGACAAUCCGAACAAAGCGGAUAUCGAUGUUACUGUGAUGAGAACACUACAGAAAUUGAUCGUCUCUUGCCUUACGAAAAGAGGAAUCUCCGAGAGCAAUUUCAAAGUCCUUGGUGAGGUUGUGUUCCAUGUUGCCUAUGAGAUGGAUGAGAUACGGGAUUACAUUGUAUCGAAUAGCAGAACAAAGUUUCAGAGAGCGGUUUAUAUCUACCAAUGCUUAACAAUGCCGCUUGACGAGGAAGACUUUGUGAUUCCUGUGAUGGAGAAACUUCUCCCUGAGAUAAGCUCAAGGCUAAACCCACCAAGUGAGGUAUUGGUAGAUAACAGUGAAUGGGUUUUGGCGUUUACGGGUGCGUUCUGCGGGGUAAUUCACUUGCUAGAUACCGAUAAUCAGGCUGAAUCGGUUAAGGAGAUUGCGUAUAAGAUGAUAGAUUCAGUGAGAGAGCUAGUCGAAAGAGGAAUGGAAGUUGGACUUGUGAGGAGAGCUUUCAGAGAUGUGGAAAGCAUUGUGAUGAAAGAUGUGGAAUGGUUUGGUUCAAGCGAAUACAAAUUUGUUAAGGGUAUGCUUUGGAGACUGUAUGCAAUCAAAGGCAUGAAAAUGGAGAGUAAGCUUGUGUUGUGGAGGAUUAAUAUUCGUCUCGAGGGAGGACUGACUGAGCUGUUUAAACAACUCCUAGAGAGUGAGCUUAAUUGGCUAGACCAAUGGAGAAUGGUCUAA
Messenger RNA from Arabis nemorensis, 1812 nucleotides. The record is from the annotation of a GenBank genome assembly. Lineage: Eukaryota; Viridiplantae; Streptophyta; Magnoliopsida; Brassicales; Brassicaceae.